Messenger RNA from Hypomesus transpacificus, 2163 nucleotides. It is a transcript of the gene apela, whose product is annotated as apelin receptor early endogenous ligand. The transcript is spliced from 3 exons. The coding region runs from base 960 to 1130 and encodes 56 amino acids. The record is from RefSeq and is a predicted model, not a curated record. Gene Ontology annotation, molecular function: apelin receptor binding. Lineage: Eukaryota; Metazoa; Chordata; Actinopteri; Osmeriformes; Osmeridae. Gene Ontology annotation, biological process: heart development; apelin receptor signaling pathway.
GGGGAAUAGAAAGAUGGAAGGAGAGGUAGAAUGAAAAAUAAAAAAGUAACAAGUGACUUCUUCACUCUCUCCGGUGUAUUCCAUGUAGUCCUUCUGUAAGCUUCUCUCACUCUCACCCACCCACACCCUCACACACACGUAAAAUGAGGCAGUAAAGUGUGUGUUAAGGGGCAGUUGGAGGGGGGUGAGUGGUAUAAGGGGGGCUUCCUGUCAUUUGUAUCACCCCUCUCCAUAUGGGGUCAAUAUGUGCAAUGCAGAGUGGGCUGCAUGUAUGUGUGUGUUAGAGAAACAGAGAGAGAGUGACUGUGUAUAUCUUGUCAAUUAUGGCAAUUCACACAUUUGGGCCCAGCUAUUAAGUCAUGUUAUGUCUGCUGCAACAUAUAGAUAUAGAUAUAUACAUAUAUCUGUGAGUGUGUGAGUGUAUGGGGAGACAGAAUAAGUGGCAGGUUCAUGAUAGAAUUUAUAAGGAUGCCUGUGCAUGUGAGUGUUGGGAUGAAAGUGUUGCUUAUGUGACUUUGAAUUCCAUUAUUUUAAUACUGGAGGGCAUUGGUGUUUAAAUGUGUGUGCUAGAAUAGUGUCAGGGGUGGGGGUGAGCCAGCCCUCCCUCCCUCCGGUGGGUGUAUAAAGGGGGAUGUGGGGGUAAGGCAGCUUUGUCACUUUGCUCUCAGUCACCGAGACAAUCACUGGACACACACAUUCCAUUGGGGACAGACUGGUUGUCUACAGAAGAGAAAAGGAAGACGGAAUCUUGUUUGAUUGUCCCGCGAAACUCAAAGAAAGACGCGCACAGAGAGAGAAAGAAAGAGAAGAGGCCAGGAAGUCUGAUCGGCCUACCCAGAAAUAGAGACUCACCCCUGGGGAGAUUGAGGACCAUCCACACCUGAGGACCAAAUUCACUUUCAGCUCCUGGAUCUUUUUCUUGGAAAAUCUGACCCUGGAUCAGGAGCUUUGAUCCAGCCAUGAGGAUCCUCAACGUGCUGUACAUGCUGCUGCUGCUGUUGGCCGUGCUAAGAUCCGUCUCUGCUGUGAGGCCAGGUAAGAAGUAUUUCCUGAACGUGAGGCGAAAAUACAGACAUCACUGUCCUUACAGACGCUGCAUGCCUCUCCAUUCGAGAGUGCCCUUCCCCUGAGGUGUGAGCGUGAGGAUGCUAAGCAGAAAGAGAGGUACGAGUGGCAAAGGCAGUUGGAUAUCUUUUCCACCUUCCCUCACACCAAGUCACCGGACCAAGGCAACACCAAUAGAAGACUCCUGCAACACCAAAGAAAUGGACCCCAACCAGACUCUGGAAAACCUGCCAGUCACAGACUGAGCUUGUAUUUGGUUUGUCCCCUCUCCCGGCUUCUUGAUGUGAUUGGACAAAGAGAGUGACAUGGAUUCUAUAGGCCACCUGGAAUGUACUGCCUUCAUGUCCCUCACUGGUGACAAACAAUAGAUCUGUGGACCCGUUCAUACUCAAAGUCCACAAAAGUACUACUACAUAAGUACAAAACUUAUGAUAGUCCAAUUAUUCAUAUAAUGUAAAUACACCACCAAUGUGUAUGAAUGGACAUUUGCAUUAAUGUAUCAAGGCAAAUAUGUCAACAAUAUCUCUAGAAUGUCACCUACAAAGUGUUUAUAUGUAUGUAAGGCACUUCAAAUGUUUUAAUGAAUGACUUUUAAUAAAAUUCUGUAUUAUCUUACCGGUGGUGUCAUCUAUAACGCUGAAGAUGUUCACAACAUUUUAUUAACACACAAAUUCACAUUUAUUGAAACCAGUGCUCACAGUUGCAAAAUCCAUUAUUUCACACACAUUCCGUUCUCAGGAUAACAGUACCCCAAAAUACACAAUCUUAGCAGGGUUAAACGCUUACACACACAUACACACACGUUAGCAUUUUCUUUACAAUAACCCUUACAGCGUCGUGCUCAAGGGACCAGACCUCUUUGCCUUGCUCUUCCUCUGCCAAUCCCCCCCUCUACCUCCCCCUCCCCUCAGUGCUUUUGGCUUUGUCACAUCACAACUCGGCACAUGAUACCUAGAGCAAUUGUCUAUUCUUUCUCUCUCACCCUCACACACACACCAUCACACACACACACAGGUCACUUAGGGUCAUCACACAGCAAUAAAACUCCUCCUCUCUGAUCUGUGACCCACAUCCCCUCAAUGCCGCCCGCCACCUACU